GCACGACGGGAGAGGCUCUUCCUCCGCCAGCGCGUGCGCAGUGGGGCCCGGCCUUUCCCUCCUCGCCAGGCGCCGAGCAAGAUGGGGCACCAGCAGCUCUACUGGAGCCACCCGAGGAAGUUCGGCCAGGGAUCCCGAUCCUGGUGGGUGGGGGCCGGGGGGGGGAGCGAGGGAAGGCGGGGAGGGGGGGCAGGAGGAUUGGGGGGGCGGAUGGGGGAGGGAAGGAAGGAGCAACGCCGCCAUGAGGCGCCUCAGGGAGGGAAAGAGGGAGGAAAGGGCAGCCAAGCCCAUGGGGGGGGCUGAGGGGGCGCCUCCUCCGCGGGGAAGAGGGGGGGGACAGGGAGUGGGGGUCCCUCCUGCCCCCCGGCUGACCCACAGGCCUCUUCCUCCCCCCCCAGCCGCGUGUGAGGGAGGGAGCCCCGCCGCCAUGAGGCGCCUCAGGGAGGGAUAGCGGGGGGAGAGAGAAAGGGCAGCCAAGCCCGGGGGGGUCUGAGGGGGAGGGGGGAGUAUGGGGGGUCCCCGUCCCCCCUGACCCACAGGCCUCUCUCCCCCCGUGGGAGGGGGUGCCUCCUCCGAGGGGGAGUGGGGGGUUCCUCGGCUGACCCCCAGGCCUCUCUCUUUCUCUCCCCCUUGGGAGGGGGACGCUUCCUCUGAGGGGAGGGGGGAGUAUAGGGAGGGGGUCCCCUGACCCACGGGCCUCUCUCUUUCUCUCCCCAUUCCCCACCGUGGGAGCGGGGUUGAGGGGGCGCUUCCUCCGAGGGGGGGAAGGAAAGAGGGGUCCCCGUCCCUCCUGCUAACCCCCAGGCCUCUCUCUCCCCCCCCCAGCCGCGUCUGCUCCAACCGCCACGGCCUGAUCCGCAAGUACGGGCUCAACAUGUGCCGCCAGUGCUUCCGCCAGUACGCCAAGGACAUCGGCUUCAUCAAGGUGAGAUGGGGGGGCAGGGGGGAUGGAGGGGCUCUGGGACGGGGGGGCGCUUCUCUAGGGAGAGAGGCCAGCGAGGGCCGUCAGCCCUGCUCCUUGCGCUUCCCUGAGCCUAAAAGGCAGGCAGAAGGGGCGAGGAGCCGGUGCUCCUUCCCAAGAGCAGAGAUGCCCCAGAGUAGAAAAAGGGGCCUCUUGGGUCCUGGCGGUCACAGGCCCAGAGGAAGAAGCCACAGUUUGGGGGAACUCCAAGAGAAAGUCACACUAAAGGUCUUUGCUCUUCUCUCUACCACUUUUCAGCUGGAUUAAACAUCUGUCCACCCGCAGAGAUGGCCUGAAGAGGACGGCAGACAUGGAAGCUGCUUCAGCCAGUUGAGACCUUCUUGCCAGGCAUAAGAUGCUUUUGUGUACAGAAAAAUAAAAUAUAGGGACUUGAUUCUCAAACUCUGAUGUGAUGCUCGUGAUUUGACAGAGUUCUAUAGUCAGAGCAAAUAGCGCUUGGGAAGAAGGAGAUGGCAGGGGUUGGAUCCAGCACCCAAAAGGGGCCAUGUCAU
Molecule: messenger RNA, 1473 nt
Organism: Podarcis lilfordi (Lilford's wall lizard)
Lineage: Eukaryota; Metazoa; Chordata; Lepidosauria; Squamata; Lacertidae
Source: the annotation of a GenBank genome assembly